This is a messenger RNA of Cimex lectularius (bed bug), 2389 nucleotides long. Its product is annotated as isocitrate dehydrogenase [NAD] subunit gamma, mitochondrial-like. Gene Ontology annotation, cellular component: mitochondrion. The record is from RefSeq and is a predicted model, not a curated record. The transcript has 10 exons. Lineage: Eukaryota; Metazoa; Arthropoda; Insecta; Hemiptera; Cimicidae. Gene Ontology annotation, biological process: isocitrate metabolic process; tricarboxylic acid cycle. The coding region runs from base 133 to 1323 and encodes 396 amino acids.
UCCUGACUCGUUCGUUCAAGAACGGCUCAUCAUUCAUCUCGGAUGUUCGUUAAUUUUUCUGAUUCUGUGUAAUCUUGAAUCUUGUCUCUACGCCUUCACCUUGGACGUACAAAGGAAGACUUAAGUAGAAAAAUGUCUUUUCCAGUUUUAAGGAGGAUCGCUUCCACGUUUCCGUUAACACGAAGUAUCGAACAGCAGCUAAGAACGGCAGCUACCUUGUCAUAUUUUGAUAUACAGCAUAAAACACCAGUGACUAGAAAAUUUAAAGAUAUUCCAAAAGCUCAAUAUGGUGGAAGGCACACAGUCACCAUGCUUCCAGGUGGAGGUAUUGGUCCAGAAUUGAUGGAAUAUGUUAAGGAAAUUUUCAGAGUUGGAGGUAUACCUGUUGAUUUUGAAGUAAUUAAAAUUGAUCCAUCAAGUGAAGGAAACGAUGACCUUGAGUAUGCUAUAACAUCAAUAAAACGGAAUGGGGUGGCGAUCAAAGGAAACAUUGAAACUGGAAGUCUGGAUGCUGACAUCAUUUCUAGGAAUGUUGCCUUGAGAAAUGAGCUCGAUUUAUAUGUCAAUGUUUUGAACUGUAAAUCGUACGAAGGCGUACCUGCUAGAUAUUCAAAUGUUGAUAUUAUUAUUGUAAGGCAAAAUACAGAAGGUGAAUACUCAAUGUUGGAACAUGAGAGUGUCAACGGUGUAGUGGAAAGCAUGAAGAUUGUCACUGAAGAUAAUUCAGAACGAGUGGCAAGAUUUGCUUUUGAAUUUGCAAAAAAAAAUGGCCGUAAGAAGGUUACAACAAUCCAUAAAGCCAACAUUAUGAAACUUUCGGAUGGUUUAUUCUUGGAAAUUUCGAGAAGAAUAGCUGAGGAAUAUCCUGAAAUAGAACACAACGACAUGAUCAUUGAUAACUGCUGCAUGCAACUUGUUUCAAACCCCUACCAAUUUGACGUCAUGAACAUGACAAAUUUAUAUGGAACCAUCGUUUCCAAUGUUAUUUGCGGUUUAAUAGGAGGAGCUGGACUGCUUUCAGGAAGAAAUUAUGGUGACAAUUAUGCAAUCUUUGAGCCUGGAACCAGAAACACAGGUACAGCAAUCGCUGGUAAAAAUAUAGCAAACCCUAUUGCUAUGCUCAAUGCAGCUGUCGACAUGUUGCAACAUCUUGGACACAGUACCCAUGCCGAGAUUUUAUCCCAGGCAAUUAAUGAUACAAUAAAAGUAGACAAAAUACUUACUGCUGACCUUGGAGGUACCGCAAGUUCAACUGAAGUCAUUCAAAAUAUUGUCAAGUAUGUGCUUGAUGCAACCAAGUCCAUGAAGUGUUUCCGAAAAUAGAUUUGCUGGAUUCCAACCCAUUAUUGUCUUACAAUCGACAAAUUUUAACUGUUACAGGACUACUCAUUAAAGGAUGUAAUAAGGUAUUUUACAGUAUUUAAAUUUACGUUUCCCUUUGCCACAUAAGAAUUGUUAUUACCUUUACAAUAUUAAACAAUUGAAAGUAUAUCAAUUGAUAGUAUUAAUUUAUUUUUUGUCAUUACUUUGUUUGUAAUCUUAUAAAUUGUACAAUAUAAAUUGUAAUGUCUACAUUAUUAUGUUAUAACUGUUGCAGUUUAUUCAUCCUAGAAUUGUUUAUAUUUGACAAAUAAUUAACUUACUUUCAUCCACCUAGACUGUUGAACAGCUAAACUGAUUGUUGAAUGAUUUGUUGCUAUAGGAAAUGAUUUUGGAUGGUCAAUUUUUUUAAAAUUUAAUUAGAAUUCUAUGGAUGUUGAAUUUUGAUUAUAAAUGUGAUUUUGAAGUUAAACUUGUAGUUUUAUUUUUGAAAAUCUAAUAAAAAAUAAAAUAUUGAUGUUGUUAAAUAUUGCACUAAUAUUUAUCCCACAAAUUAUUAUAAAUAAAAAUAGAUUAGCCUGUAUUCACUUUGUCUCAUUUUAAACAAGUUUCAUACAAAAUUAUGAACAAGUCAUGGCCAUAGUAAACCUAAUCGCUCUGAUGAUACUACACUUUUGGAUUAAGUAUUCACAUAUCACACAUAUUUCUUAAUUAAAUCAAUUUUAUUUGUCUGUAUAAUGAAAGAGGAAACUAUUUUCUAGAUGGUACAUAAUUUUAGUUGGUGUAAUUUGCAGGUUGACAUGUGUUUCAUCCACCAAUAAAAUAAACACGUACUUAUUACACAAUUGGUAUGGUAAUUUUUUUUACAUGAAAAUAUGUUUUGUGCUGGAUGCACAAUUAUUUGCAUGACUAUUUUCAUGGAAUUGAUUUUGUGUGGCGAGUGUGCAUAGGUUGGAGUGAGUAGUGGUAGGGUUAAGUUAGGGAAGGCUAGGUAACAUUGAGUUAGGUAAGGUUAAGGUUGGUUACAUAUAUCCUUGAUUCAAUUUUUUUUUUUUUUUUUCCAUGAACC